Portunus trituberculatus (swimming crab) is the source of this 363-nucleotide messenger RNA. RefSeq names its product glycoprotein gp100-like. Lineage: Eukaryota; Metazoa; Arthropoda; Malacostraca; Decapoda; Portunidae. The coding region runs from base 1 to 363 and encodes 120 amino acids. The transcript has 2 exons. The record is from RefSeq and is a predicted model, not a curated record.
AUGACCCGUAAUUACGAGGAGAAGCAGCACAGCACAGCACAGCACACAGCACCGCCCACAGCAUCUCCCACAGCCACAGCACAGCACACAGUACCGCCCACAGCAUCUCCCACAGCCACAGCACAGCACACAGCAUCUCCCACAGCCACAGCACAGCAGACAGCAUCUCACAGCAUUUCCCACAGCCACAGCACAGCACACAGCAUUUCCACAGUCACAGCACAGCACACAGCACCACCCACAGCACCGGAACAGCACAGUAUCUCCCACAGCAUAGCACAGAAACCAGUACAGCACAGCACAGCACAGCAUAACACACAGCACCACCCACAGCACCGGAACAGCAGCACAUUACAUCCAUAG